Molecule: messenger RNA, 2943 nt
Organism: Puma concolor (puma)
Lineage: Eukaryota; Metazoa; Chordata; Mammalia; Carnivora; Felidae
Source: RefSeq, a predicted model, not a curated record
AUGCUUCAACUCUGUGGAUUUUACAGCAGUUCCCCAGUGAGCAAAUUAACAAUCAGAGACUGCUGUUUGUUCGAGGAUGGCCUCUGCAGACCGUCUGAGACCUGCGUGAAUGAUGGAGUGUUUGGAAGGUGCCAGAAGGUUCCAGCAGUAGACACACACCGCUAUGAAGUGUCACCAGCGGUUCUGCAGCACCUGGCAGCCACCUUGCAGAAGCUCUCCCGAACAGGCUUCACAUGGCAGGAUGACUACACCCAGCACGUGAUGGCCCAGGAGCUCUUGAACCUUCCCUCCCCGCAACAUCUGGACGCCUCCAGCACAGCCAGAACCUCGAAGCAGAGUGUGGAUGAGGACAGGAGGUCCAGUCUGGAGGACGACGGUGGUCUGGCCAGGGCUGUCCAGCGCUACCUGCCAUACCUGGAGGCCCUGUCCCAGGCUGCUGCUCCAAACGUGCGCCUCCGCACAAAGCACAACAGGCCGCCAGCCCAGGGUGAGGACCCCCUUGCUGACAGCAUGCUGACCUUCAUGGCGCAAACGUCUGCUCUGACCUACGCUCCUGGCCCUGGGGCAGACUACCCUGGGGGCCGCCCGCUGCGGACCCCUGGCAGGUUGCAGCCUGACGAGCUCAGCCCCAAGGUGGAUGGCAACGUCAAUAGGCAGAAACUGAUCGCUGCGCUGGGCGCAUAUGCAGCUCGGAAGCCCCCGGCGCCCCACGGGGAAGGUGACCCGUGGCCACGAAACCCACUGCAUGCACCGUGGAAAACACCCAGGGUCCUUUCGGCGCCGGUGGAACCCCGGAAGUGGCCUUCGCCUCCAGGAGACCCCAAACUGCCCCAGGCCAUGAGCGAUGAAACACUUAUCCAGAGUCUCCUGAAGGACCUGGGAGAGCAGCCGGACCUCGGCGAGGUGGCCCGCGCGAUUGCCUCCGCCAUGCGAGCCGUGGGGGCAGAAGGGGAGCCGCGAGGUGCCGAGAAAGGAGCCGCGGGAAAGCCGAGAGAGUCCGGCGUUGGCCGGCAGGGUGGAGGCGUGCCAGAUGACAGAGUGCAGGACGGUGGAGGGAGAGCUUACGAAGAGGUCAGUCGUUUGAGCCUCGAACUUGGGGACCGCCUGCCGGACCCUGGGUCCCAACUCUCUCCUGCCGUACCCCCUCUUUCGGAGCCCUUCAAAAUGGAGGCAAAGAAAUCAGAGGCCGCCGAGGCCCCCCCGACUUGGGAGGAGGAGAGCGCCGGGGUGGAGGACGUGAGGAGUCAGACCUACUCCAAGGAGCGGCUGCAGAGGCCGCUUCCCGCAGAGCCCGGCACGGGCGGCUUCGGCGGGUUCCGGCCCUGGGUUCCCCGACCCUCGCAGGAAGACGCCCACCUCACGGCCGGAGCCCAGGGACGCCCCACGGAAGGCCUGCGGCUGGAGGUCAAGCCUUCCCAGGAGGACCACGGCUACAUUGUGACCGGAACCGACCCCCUGAGCCCAGAAAAGGGGAAGGAGCUGAUGGAGGGCGUGGCGCAACUCCUGGAGGUGCCGAUGAGCGUCUUCGCAGACAUCGUUGUUGUGGGCCCAGCGGUGACCUUCAGACUGAGCGCCAGUGUCCAGAACCUGACGACGGGAGAUGUCGCGCAGGCCGCAGUUGACAACAAGGACAAACUGGAAAAAGCAUCUGGACUGGAGAUUCUUCAGGCGGGAAGCGGGUCGAAAAGCAAACUAAAGCUCCCUCCACGCCGGGCAAAGCAAGGGGACUCGACUCCGUUCAUUGUGCUCACGCUGGUCUCCGUCGUGGCCAUGGUGGGGGUCCUCCUGGCCUCCGGCGUCAUCUACUGUCUCCGCCACACCUCCCGCGCCAGGCUGCAGGACAAGCUGUCGGGACCAGGGGACCACCCGGGCCCGGACGCCACGGCCGCCUACCAGGAGCUGUGCCGGCAGCGCAUGGCCACGCGCACGUCGGAGCGCCCGGAGGGCCCGCACACGACCCGCAUCAACAGCGUCUCGUCCCAGUUCAGCGACGGGCCGAUGCCCAGCCCUUCCGCCCGGAGCAGCACGUCAUCCUGGUCGGAGGAGCCGGUGCAGCCCCACAUGGACAUCUCCACCGGCCACAUGGUCCUGGCCUACAUGGAGGACCACCUGAAGAACAAGAACCGCCUGGAGAAGGAGUGGGAGGCGCUGUGUGCCUACCAGGCGGAGCCCAACAGCUCGCUCGUGGCCCAGAGGGCGGAGAACGCACACAAGAACCGCUCUCCGGCAGUGCUGACCUACGACCACUCCAGGGUCCUGCUGAGAUCGGAGAACAGCCACAGCAGGUCGGACUACAUCAACGCCAGCCCCAUCAUGGACCAUGACCCCAGGAACCCUGCCUACAUCGCCACCCAGGGACCCCUGCCCGCCACCGUGGCCGACUUCUGGCAGAUGGUGUGGGAGAGCGGCUGCGUGGUCAUCGUCAUGCUGACCUCCCUCUCGGAGAACGGCAUCUGCCAGUGCUGCCACUACUGGCCAGAUGAAGGCUCCAGCCUCUACCACGUCUACGAGGUGAACCUGGUCUCCGAGCACAUCUGGUGUGAGGACUUUCUCGUGAGAAGCUUCUACCUGAAGAACCUUCAGACCAACGAGACGCGCACCGUGACCCAGUUCCACUUCCUGAGCUGGUGCGACCGCGGGGUGCCCUCCUCCGCGAGGUCCCUCCUGGAUUUCCGCAGAAAAGUAAACAAGUGCUACAGGGGCCGUUCUUGUCCAAUAAUUGUUCACUGCAGCGACGGCGCGGGCAGGAGCGGCACCUACGUCCUGAUCGACAUGGUUCUCAACAAGAUGGCCAAAGGCGCUAAGGAGAUUGAUAUCGCCGCGACCCUGGAGCACUUGAGGGACCAGAGACCGGGCAUGGUCCAGACAAAGGGCCAGUUCGAGUUUGCGCUGACGGCCGUGGCGGAGGAGGUCAACGCCAUCCUCAGGGCCCUCCCGCAGUGA